AUGCGUCGGGAGCGAGUGUUGCCGCUGGCACAGCCUAUGUUGCUGCUGCUGUGGCCGCUGAUGUUGCUGUUGCUGCUGCCAUUGAUGUUGCUGCCAGGCACGCACUUGAGUGGCGCAGUAGCGGCGGCGGCUGUGGCGACGUCGUCUGUUGACAAGGAUGUGGCACCAGUUGGCGAUGUAAAAACGGAUUUGCUGUCAUUUGAGCAGGAAAUUGGCGGCUCUGCGGUGCGGCAGGGAACAGUGCGGAAUCUGCUUCCGGGACAGCAGCGGCGACGGCGGCGUGGCAUCUUCUUUAGCGGCAGCUUCACCGGUUUCCCCUUCGCGGCCUGGAGUGGCGGUUAUUCCUGGUCAUUUCCCGGUUACCCGUACAACUAUUACGGCUCCACGCCGGGCUAUUACGGCUAUGGCAGCGGUUACUAUCCCGGCUACCUGGGCUAUCAGAAAAUUAUCAUCGGCUAA
Molecule: messenger RNA, 459 nt
Organism: Drosophila kikkawai
Lineage: Eukaryota; Metazoa; Arthropoda; Insecta; Diptera; Drosophilidae
Source: RefSeq, a predicted model, not a curated record